Molecule: messenger RNA, 1143 nt
Organism: Penaeus vannamei (Pacific white shrimp)
Lineage: Eukaryota; Metazoa; Arthropoda; Malacostraca; Decapoda; Penaeidae
Source: RefSeq, a predicted model, not a curated record
GGAUCUUGUAGUUCCACCAUUUGCUUAUAUUUUUGUCUGUGGAGUGUGGAGUAAAGCGGAGUGAUGAGUGACUUGUGGAGUGACGAGGAGCAGGAGAGUGAGCUGAUGGAGGAGCAGGAGGAGGAGGUGGAAGGGAGACGUCAAGGUGACAACGACAUGGAGGACAUCCUUGAGACAGACGAAGAUGAGGACAUGUCUGUAACUGGCGACAGAGAUUCGAGGAGAGAAAGACCUAGAGGAAGAGCUGGAGAAGGAAGAGGGAGAAGAGGAGGAGGCGAAGGGGGAGCAGGAGGAGGAGAAGGCAGAAGAGGAGGAAGGGAAGGAGCCGAAGGAAGAAAUAGAGGAGAGGAGGAUGGCCAACAACGAAGAGGAGGAAGGCCAGACGAAGAACAGUCUCCUCCCCCGCCGUCGCCGCCUCCGCAACCCCCCGUCGUUUUCCCCCCUCCGUCCCUCACGCCGCAGCCAGAGGAGGACGCAGGUGUACCUGUUCCUUCCUGGUCAUCAGUCCUGAACACCCUGGGGCCGGACCACCCUCUGCUCAAGCGCUUCCAGGAGGCCAAGAGAAGGCAGCUCCUGCAGGAGAAAGAUCAAUUGCAAUUACGCCUUCGCCAGCUGUCUGACCAUCCACCUCAGCAGAGCACAGACGUCGAGCAUCAGCCUCACAGCCACGACACUAUACUUACUCCAGCCAAUCACUCUGUACUCGCGGUGUCGCUGUUACCUAUCGCUCAAUGUCUCCCUAUCUGUGCAUCAACCCCCAUCACUCUCCAUAUGCUCAGAUCGCCACCUAUGCCUCACCGCCCUAUCUACUGCUCCCUACUUGCCUCCCCAUCUCCUUGUUAUGCUCAAGUUCCGGUAACCACCCGCUACCAACACAACGCGUCAGUGGACACUGAUAGAUCUCUAGCUUCAUCCCAACCAGAGCUGAAGAUUUCCGCCAAGAAAACGUCACUCCUACUCAAUCACGUCCGCAGCACCAGCGAUCUUGAUCCCCAGCACCGUCGCGCUCCACGAAUACGAUACAACAUCUGCCUCCGGCGCAAUCACAUGUCUCGUAGUCACACGAGCACAGAUCUCUAUGACCAUGUGAUAUCUACACUAGCGGGGCUUAUCACACUACCCAGGCCUAGAACGACACACUGA